UUUAAUCAAAAUGCAGACUUGGAUCUACUGGCAUUUAUUAGCAGUGAUUUUUCUAGGAUUUCUGUAUGGAGAUAACGCUGGUGUAGAAAUUGAACCAUGCCGUCAUGCCGUGAAAAACCAUCCAUGCAACAUGACAUGCCGAAUUCCUGACUUAACACAAAUGACUGUGUUUCAAUGCAAUGGUUCAUCAAGAGCAGCAUGUUCUGUAUUUCUUUGUCCAGCAAAUAUGAUUCCAAACGGAAGCAAUGCAAUACAUUUACAAAUAUCUUCUCUGGCUUACGCCACUGAUAACUGUAUAUGGUCAUGCACACAUGGAACGACAGCAUCAUCUGCAAUAUCCUUUACAAUCUAUAGUGGGUUUUCGGGUUCUACAAACCUAACAGGCAGUAUGAAAGGAAAUGAAAUUAUAUUAACAUCAACUGUUGAUUGUUUAUAUCCGUAUAAUCCAUCGGUACAAGUCCAGUACAGCUAUGAGUUAGACGGACCAUUUUCAUACCUUGAAUCGCCAGUGUCUCUUCAAAGUUCCAAUGUUCCCGGAGUUUGUAGUUUUGAUAUAGAAAGAAGAAUAACUGCAUUAUCUGCUCUACCUGUAAAACAAAGAGAAUUAGAAGGGAGAAAAGUUUUCUUCAGAGUGAAAUUUUUACAGUUCCCAGCUGGUCCUGUUGCUUUCAGUAAUAUAGUUGGACCAUUCUAUUUUCAAGCAGGUUGCUCUCCCUUCUUAUUUGGAUAUUUGCCGUGUUUCUUGAUUGUGUUGAUGGUGUCAAUCAUCGUUUUAGUUAUUAUGAUACUAAUGCCAUCCAGUGAAUUGUUCAAAGGUGGUCUCGCUCUCGGUCUAAGUUUGGGGUUUGGACUUCUCUUAGCCAUACUCCUGUUGUUGGCAAUCUUUAUCCACCACUAACAUGGCGACAUUUUGUUUUUCUUUUCAAAAAAUAGCAGGUAAUGGAAUCAUUACCGUAAAUUUUGUUUCAAGUUAAUAUUUUUACAUUUUACACAACAAAAUCAAACGGAAUUUCGGAUUCUUGCUCAAUAGUUUUACUAUGAUAAAAAAAUGAAUACAUAUGUAUAAUUCUCAUUAAAUUACAAUGUACAUGUAAGUGAUACUAUAUAGUUUUGAUAAGUUUGGUAUGUUGUACAAACAAUCUUUGUCUUUAUAGUCUUUUCAAUGUAAUUUUUUUUAUACAAUCCUUAAAAUGUGAGCCUUUUUUAAAACAAAUGGACUACAUGUAAAUGGUAAAAUAUAAGCAUUUAAAAAAAAAUUAAGCAUGCUGAUUAGAAAUCAAUUGUUUAUAAUCUUUGCUGAGUUCAUGUAUUGAGUAAGUGUAUACGUGUUCCUGUAUUUUUACAUUUUGUUUAUUAAACAAAAAAAAGCACUUUCUACCAUUUAGAUAAAAUUGAUUCAAGAUGCUUUUAUGAUAUUGUUUUUAAGAUGUCAUAAAUUGUGAAUUGGGCAUAAGUUUUAUUUUUGUGGUUUUAAAACAGAAAACAAAUAUUCUUCCCUAAAAGUAUAAAAAAAAUUAUCAGACAGCACAACUUUUAUAAGGACAAAAAUUUGUGUGUCAAAAUUGAUUUACUGUUUCUUACAUGGUAUUAACAAGUGUUAUGUCCUGUUAUAUGUACAAAUAUUUACAACUAUUUCAAACUUAUUUUAAAUAAAUAAGUGAAAACAUUCAUUUAUCAUGAAUUAUAUCGACUUGACAAGACUUUUAAACACUUAUCUUAAAAUGCUAGAUGAUUUCUGCACAAGCUUUUUAUUGUUAAGCUUUUUACACAUUAACUUGAUACAGUGCUAAAUAUGUAGAACCA
Molecule: messenger RNA, 1803 nt
Organism: Magallana angulata
Lineage: Eukaryota; Metazoa; Mollusca; Bivalvia; Ostreida; Ostreidae
Exons: 6
Coding region: 11-898 (295 amino acids)
Source: RefSeq, a predicted model, not a curated record